This is a messenger RNA of Sycon ciliatum, 3587 nucleotides long. RefSeq names its product zinc finger protein 761-like. Gene Ontology annotation, biological process: regulation of transcription by RNA polymerase II. Lineage: Eukaryota; Metazoa; Porifera; Calcarea; Leucosolenida; Sycettidae. Bases 118 to 3117 code for a protein of 999 amino acids. Gene Ontology annotation, molecular function: RNA polymerase II cis-regulatory region sequence-specific DNA binding; DNA-binding transcription factor activity, RNA polymerase II-specific. The record is from RefSeq and is a predicted model, not a curated record. The transcript is spliced from 3 exons.
CUAUUUGACCUGACUUCUUGUUACUUCCAAGCAUUUUAUUUGUUUUUUUUAUUAGAAAACCUUGCCGUGCUAGGAAGAAGAAUUACGGUUGUGAGAAUUGUUCGAAGUAGGUAAAUCAUGGACGACUGUGACUGGACUUCGGAGGAGAGUGACGACUCUGAUGCACUCUCACCCCUGCAGCCAUUAGUGAUAUGGACAAGCAGAAGGUCAACCGCGUGUCCUCCACCGCCAACUGCAUCAUCUCACCACGUACGUGUAUACCCCAAUAGUGGUAAUCAAGAACCCACAUCAGAAUUCUCCUCUUUCCAGUUUUCUCUUCAGAAUACCGCAUUCAACCCUUGGAAAUCACGAACAUCUUGCGCCGGUGUUCUUCAAGAUCAUGUACCCAAGGACACAGUGACAGAUAAAAUCAGGGACCCUCGACCAGAAAUCCAGAGGAACAAGGAUACAAAGACCAGUGAUGCUUCAAAUACAGCUGUCGAAAACGCAUGUUUGGAUUCCUUGACAUCGGCAAUGGACAAGGAUCAAAUUUCGCAAGGUAACAGUACCCCAACCGUUAACUGCUAUCGCGAACCCGUUUCAGAUCAGUACACAGGCUACGAGGAAGUAGCGUUUCACAAUGAAUAUGGCAAGAACUACAGCAAAUCUGCUGGUAUGAACGUUCACGCAAGGCUUGUACACAACUUCGGCCAUUUUCCAGUGUCUUCUCCAGUGGCUAGCUUACCCGCGGAUUCCGAUCAUUACGAUCUUGAAAAGAUCAACACUCAUCACAACUCUGAGCUGUGUUCUGAGAUAGUUUGUCAACUUCAAUCUGACUUUCCGGAACCAGAAGAUACACUCUGCGAAGAAACCGAAAAGUCACUUGAUCGCCAGCCCGAUAGGCUUGAUCGCGAACAUUCACAUCCUGGAGAAAAGCAAUAUAGAUGUAAGCAUUGCGAUAAAUCUGUUUCUACUCCGUCUUGCCUAAGUUCUCAUCAAUCUAGACAUCCAGAAGAGAAAUCGUUCAAGUGCAAAGAGUGUGACAAAAUGUUCAGCACGCAACAUAAUCUUACUCGACAUGCACGACUUCACUCAGGAGGCAAAGCGUUUCCGUGCAAGUACUGCGCAAAGCCAUUCGGUGACAAACACGGCCUACAUGUUCAUGAACGUAUCCAUACCGGGGAGAAGCCGUUCAGGUGUGGUUACUGUGAUGAAAUGUUUCGCCGUAAUAUCGAUCUUAAAGUUCAUGAACGUAGCCAUACAGGAGAGAGACCAUACAAGUGUAAAUCGUGCGAGAAGUCAUUCACGACGAAAUCGAAGCUCACCGUGCAUCGACGCACCCAUACUGGAGAGAGACCACACAAUUGUAAAUCAUGCGAGAAGUCAUUCACGACGAAAUCAAAGCUCACCGUGCAUCGACGCAUCCAUACUGGAGAAAGACCACACAAGUGUAAAUCAUGCGAGAAGUCAUUCACGACGAAAUCAGAUCUCACCCGGCAUCGACGCAUCCAUACUGGAGAGAGACCAUACAAGUGUAUCUGGUGUGACAAGUCAUUCAAGAGGAAAUCACAUCUCACAGCGCAUCAACGCAUCCAUACUGGAGAGAAACUAUACAAAGUGCUCCAAGAUCACCCUUGGCUGGACACUGCAGCAGACAACUACAGGCCACCUCACCCAGAGUUCCAGAGAAACAAGGAUACACGCGCUAAUGAUCCUUCAACAGCAACUGACGAUAACCCAUGCUCUAAUCCAAUGACAUCAGCAAUGAACAAUGGCCAAACAUCGCAAGACAACAGUUACCAAACUGCUAACCAUCCCGUUUCUGUUUCAGAUCACUACACAGGCCACGCACACGUUGUGGAUGAGUCGGAAGAUGGCGAUUACUCGGGCAAAUCUGCCGACCUGGACGUUCAUAAUAUCGAACAUGUUGCAAGCGUUGCUGACAACGUCAUGGACCCCCGACCCGAAAUCCAGAGGGCAAAAGAUACAAAGCCCAGUGAAGCUCCAACCACAGCUGUCUUAAACCCAUGUUUGGAUCCCAUGACAUUGGCAAUGGACGACGAUCACUGUACGCGAGACAACAGUAAAGCAACUGUAAACUAUUCCGUUCCCGUUUCAGAUCACUACACAGGCAGUGGGAACGCAACGUUAAACUCGGAGUAUAGCAAUUUCUCAAGCAAUGCUGGCAAUGUUAACGUUAACGGAGGCCGCAGAGUACAUAUUGCCGGAUAUGUGCCAGUGUCUUCCCAAGUGGCUAGCUUACCUGAGGAUCCCAAGAAUCACAAUCGUGAAAGGAUCAACAAUCAUCACACCUCAGAGCCGUUUUCUGAGGCAGUUUGUCAACUUCAAACUUACCAUCGUCAACCAGAAACGUCACUCUGCGAGGAAACCGGGAAGUCACCUGAUCGCCGGCAUGAUCCGCUAGAUCGUGGACAUUCACAUCCUGGAGAAAAAACGUAUAAACGUAAGCAUUGCGAUAAAUUCUUAUCUACUCAGUCUUGCGUAACAUCUCAUGAAUGUCCACAUCCUGAAGAGAAAUCGCUCGAUUGUAACUUGUGUAAUAAAACGUUCAAUAAGCUACCUCAUCUUACACGUCAUGGACGAGUUCACUCUGUUGAGAAACCAUUUCCGUGCAAAUACUGCGCCAAGCCGUUCGGUGACAAAUCCGCUCUAAAUGUUCAUGAACGUAUCCAUACCGGAGAGAAGCCGUUCAGGUGUGGUUACUGUGAUCAAAUGUUUCGCCGUAAUACCCAUCUUAGAGUUCAUGAACGUAGCCAUACUGGAGAGAGACCAUACAAGUGUAAAUCGUGCGAGAAGUCAUUCACGACGAAAUCAAAGCUCACCCGGCAUAGACGCAUCCAUACUGGAGAGAGACCAUACGAGUGUAAAUCAUGCGACAAGUCAUUCAAGACGAAAUCAAAUCUCACCGUGCAUCAACGCAUCCAUACUGGAGAGAGACUCAGACCACACAAGUGUAACUUGUGCGACAAGUCAUUCACGACGAAAUCAAAUCUCACGGUGCAUCAACGCAUCCAUACUGGAGAGAAACCAUACAAGUGUAAAGUAUGUGGCAAAGACUUCCGAGCAACGUCAACUCUCGCAAAUCAUCAACGAAUCCACACUCUUGAGAGAACCUGAUCAAGUGUCAGCUAUGGUGACAAGUCUUUCAAUGUGAAAAACAACAUGGAAGACCAUGCAAAUACAAACACCGUAAAACAGAAAGAUUGUUUUCAAGAUUGUUGAAAGUGCUACUCAUAGGCCCGUUUCCAACCGCAAGUAGAAUAAAAUCAAUGUCGUUUAAAGCCCGAUCCGUUAUCCAUGCAAAGGUCUCUACUUACAUGCUAACUUCAACAUAAUUAUGUAACGUGCAAACCAUUAUCAUUGCCAUUAUACUCCGAGUGAUAUCCACUAUUUCAUUUCUUGUUUUCCAUUGCACUUCUUACAGAAAAGGAACGUGUUUCCAUACUUACCUUGCCACUCAAUUGCGCUAAACUUUACUGUGUGUUUUUUGGGAUAAAUCAGUCAUGCUAUAUAACCGAAACCUACUGCUGGAGCACGCAUGCCUGGUACGGAUCUUUUCGCUGGAAGAGGCACUCUACUUUUUUCAU